Messenger RNA from Sus scrofa (pig), 6959 nucleotides. Lineage: Eukaryota; Metazoa; Chordata; Mammalia; Artiodactyla; Suidae. The record is from RefSeq and is a predicted model, not a curated record.
CCGAAGAACCUGCAGCCCAGACUCCCAGUAGCUGGCCAUGGGCGGCGGCGGAGGGGCACGGUUGAAUUUAGGCCUCUUUGCCCCUAGCUGGAACCCGGUGCACUUCCGCCAGAGCGCCUGAGCUCGCCCUUAACUUGCCCAGUGCUACCGCGGCCCCCCGGCAAGGCGCAGCUGGGUGCUAAGGGAGGUCUAAGCAGCGCGACUGCUGGUUCUCUGGUUUGUGCUGGCGAGGCGGCGGCCAGUGGUGCUCCGCGGCAGUGGCACUCCCUCCAAAGCCUCCUCUGUACCUGCGGCGUCGCCACUCGUCAGUGGGUCCAGCCAGCUCCAGGCUAGGAGGGACAGGGACCCUCCAGCCAGCCUGCCGCCCCCUGCCCUGACCGUGGCCGAAGGAGCACAGCCUAAUUGCGGACCCACCCACUUGCUGAUCCAGUUGCUCUACUCGCUGCUUGCAAGCUAAAAAUAGUUGGCCAACCCUCCCUCUAUGCUUUUGUGGCCCUGUCCUCUGUUGUGACCAUGGAGACUCUCAGCAGCUGCCAGACUGCCUUCCUCUCUGAGCUGAUGCCCAAUGGUUACCUGGCCCAGAUUUUCCCAGGCCACCCUGGGGUAAAUGGCCUGGCCGUAAAGGUGGGGCUGGAGCAGCCUGAGCGGUGUGACCAAAGUGACUUGAGUCCCAGGAAAGAGAAUGGUCAGAACAAGAAGAAAACCAAAGUCAACAAGAUCUGGAAUUUUGUGAGCCGCAGAAAAGGGGCCUCCAGUCAGGGGAAGCGACCACAGUCCAUGAUUUUACUGGAAGAUACUUCCAGGCCAUCAGAGUUAAAGUCCAAGGUCACAUUAAUGGAUCGAAUGAAGUCAUUUAAAAGGUUGAAGCCUCCAACUGGGGCCUGCAAGAAUACUCUUCCUAGGAGCAACAAGGCUCAGGAACCCCAGGAGGUUCCAGGUACCUACCACAUGAGGAAGGCCGAGGAGGCCCCAAAGCCUUUCCGCUAUUCUUACUCAGGACACAUUGAGAGCUUGGAACCCUUCCUUGCAGAUGUGCAGAGGCUGGUGCAUGUCCCCAAGAGGGUGAACCAGAAAGAGCUGGCCUUUGAUGAUACUGGCAUCCAACUGGAGGAGGACUGCUGGGGAAAAGAGUCCCCUGAGCAGCAUAGUAGGGGUAGGCAGGCCAGGAGUUACCAGAAAAGUAUGUUCCCUGGGGAAGAUGAAGCCCCAUGCACAUUAGCUGGAGACAACAGGAUCCAGGAGCUUGAGGCUUCCAUUGAGGCCUCCACCUUGGAAGGAAAGAUGGAAAGGAACUAUGAGGAGAGCCCAGUGCACUCACGUCGAGACAAGACUGUGCCAUUUGGUAGUGUUGUAAAGUUCUUCAACAACAUGGCUGAGGUGGCCCGCAAGUGGCGUGCAUUCCCGCGGGAAGAGCUGCAGAUGGGCCGCCACCAUGGCGAAGCCUACUUCAUCAGUGGUGGGAGUGAAGGCAUCAUCCUGGAGGGUACUGCUUCUCGGACCUCCUUCUCACUCAACCUUCCCUCCCAACCCCCCAAGGCUGCUCUGUGGGGCAGUGUCAUUGGGAGGCACCAGCACCACCACCACAAGGACUCACAAGCCUCAUGCACCUUUGAAAUGAGCAUUGAGGGCAAGGAGACUUUGGGUAAUGCCCUUGCAGGUCCCUGCAAUGCUACUGCCUUGACCACGACAUCAGCUGCCUGCAAGUUCCAGGACAACCUAACUCCAGAGAAUGGCUGCAGCUGCCACUAUAGCCAUGCCUUCACCAGAGAGCAUUCCUCUUCUGAGGAGCUCAAUGAAGACACUGAGACUGUGGUCAGCUUCCCUAAGGAAGAUGACAGUGCCAGAAUGUCCCCUGAGCUGGGCACCUGUGCCAGAAAUGUCACCACCAAAGCUGUCAUGGAGAAGCUAGAGAAACCUAAUGAGUUGAAGGAAUCAGAGACCCACAGGGGGCCAGAGGAACCCAUCCAGGCAGGGAAGCCCCAGGAUUCUGAUUUGGAUAUGAUAACAACAGAUGCAGAGAGGGAAGCCAGCAAAGUCUGUACUGGAGUCCUCGGUACUCAGGUUUUCUUUCCCCCAGACGAACCAUCACCAAGGACUCCACCCCUCAAAAUCCUCCUGGAAAAAUGUCACUCUCUGCCCAUCUCAAAGGGCAUCCCCCGGGAGCUGGAUCAAGUGAGCUGGAGGAGAUUCAGAAAGAUUUGCACAGAUAACUUGAACCAGAGAUCCAAGACACUAGAAACCUAUAAGAACAUCACUGGAUACUUGAACCCCCAGGGACCAGGAACCAAGUAUGUUAAUGAGCUGAUCACUGGAGAUUCCAUCGUUAGUGCUGAGGCAGUAUGGGAUCACGUCACCAUGGCCAACCGGGAGUUGGCAUUUAAAGCUGGCGACGUCAUCAAAGUCUUGGAUGCUUCCAACAAGGAUUGGUGGUGGGGCCAGAUCGACGAUGAGGAGGGAUGGUUUCCUGCCAGCUUUGUGAGGCUCUGGGUCAACCAGGAGGAUGGGGUGGAGGAAGGGCCCAGUGAUGUUCAGAAUGGGCACCUGGACCCUAACUCAGACUGCCUCUGUCUGGGCCGGCCACUCCAGAACCGGGACCAGAUGCGGGCCAACGUCAUCAAUGAGAUCAUGAGCACCGAGCGUCAUUACAUCAAGCACCUCAAGGACAUUUGUGAGGGCUACCUGAAGCAGUGCCGGAAGAGAAGGGACAUGUUCAGUGAUGAGCAACUGAAGGUGAUCUUUGGGAACAUUGAAGACAUCUACAGGUUUCAGAUGGGCUUCGUAAGAGACCUGGAGAAACAGUACAACAAUGAUGACCCCCACCUCAGUGAGAUAGGACCCUGCUUCCUGGAGCACCAAGAUGGAUUCUGGAUAUACUCUGAGUACUGUAACAACCACCUGGAUGCUUGUAUGGAGCUCUCCAAACUGAUGAAAGACAGCCGCUACCAGCACUUCUUUGAGGCCUGUCGCCUCUUGCAGCAGAUGAUCGACAUUGCUAUUGAUGGUUUCCUUUUGACGCCAGUGCAGAAGAUCUGCAAGUAUCCCUUACAGUUGGCUGAGCUCCUUAAAUAUACCGCCCAGGACCAUAGUGACUACAGGUAUGUGGCAGCUGCUCUGGCUGUCAUGAGAAAUGUGACUCAGCAGAUCAAUGAACGUAAGCGGCGUUUGGAGAAUAUCGACAAGAUUGCCCAAUGGCAGGCCUCUGUCCUAGACUGGGAGGGUGAGGACAUCCUAGACAGGAGCUCGGAGCUGAUCUACACUGGGGAGAUGGCCUGGAUCUACCAGCCCUAUGGCCGCAACCAGCAGCGGGUGUUCUUCCUGUUUGACCACCAGAUGGUCCUGUGCAAGAAGGACUUGAUCCGGAGAGACAUCCUCUACUACAAAGGCCGCAUUGACAUGGAUAAAUAUGAGGUAGUUGACAUUGAAGAUGGCAGAGAUGAUGACUUUAACGUUAGUAUGAAGAAUGCCUUUAAGCUUCACAACAAGGAGACUGAGGAGAUACAUCUAUUCUUUGCCAAGAAGUUGGAGGAGAAGAUACGCUGGCUCAGGGCAUUCAGAGAAGAGAGGAAAAUGGUACAGGAAGAUGAAAAAAUCGGCUUUGAAAUUUCUGAAAACCAGAAGAGGCAGGCUGCAAUGACUGUGAGAAAAGUCCCUAAACAAAAAGGUGUCAACGCUGGCCGCUCCGUUCCUCCUUCCUACCCACCACCGCAGGACCCAUUAAACCAGGGGCAGUACCUGGUCCCUGAUGGCAUCGCUCAGUCGCAGGUCUUUGAGUUCACCGAACCCAAGCGCAGCCAGUCACCAUUCUGGCAAAACUUCAGCAGGUUAACCCCUUUCAAAAAAUAAUACCUACAGGGAGGCAGAUAAUUUUAAAUUAAAGUAAAUAACAUUAUAUUUAUAGAUGGACCUUUUUUCGGAGAAGCACUGUUGAAAUUUAUACACACACGCACAAAUACAUACACAGACCCUUGAGUGUACACACACACACACACACACACACACACACACACACACACACACACACAUUCACAUACUCAAGCGCGUGUGUGCAUAGAAGGACCAAAAAUGUUUUCUGUUGUUUUGGGGAAGUAAAAUCUGUAGUUGGUAGGAAGAAGUACCAAUGACUUCCAAAUAUGUGAUCCCUUCUUAAAAAGUUUUCCAUUAUUGCCCUGCUGCCCCCCUCCUCUUUACUUUCAGAAAUUGACAUUUCUAUUUGUUCCUUUUCUUGUUGAGAUAAUCUUUUUGCUCUCCUGUGAUUGAUUCAUUGACUUGUCAUUAUUACCAUAGAUGUGUUUGUAUUGUUUUUUACUUUCCUGAUGAUACUUAUGUUGAUGACUUUUGAAUUUAAUUUGAUGUGCUGGAGUUUGGGAGUUCCAAAUUUCUUUUUUCCCUUUUAAUUUUCACUGGAUUGAGGGAGGAUCCCCUUUUUCCUCUCCCUCAACUGACCAUCUGCGAAUGUUUCUGCAACCCUGCAGUUGCCCCAAAUAGCCUUUUCCUUGCAUCUUCUGUCCUCAGUCAUGCCAGUCUGGACAUGAUCUAUUGUGCCCUGUGACAUAACUGCUCAAUAUUUCUAUUGCUUUCACUGUAUUUUAGGUGUUGUAGAGGGAUCGAAACUAAGCAGAAGCAAGGAGUAUCAGAGAAUGAUGCUGGAGAGGACUUCUGUUUAGGGAACAUUCUGCAUUUGGGCUGCUUCUUCUCCUACCAGUGGGGGGUCCCAUGUUGCAGCACUGCUGGGUCUUAAUAGUUUUAUAUCUGGGGUCUAGUUUGGGUCAGUUAUUCUCUUCUUCAUGCUGCUUCGGUUAUAGUGUUUCUUCUAGGCUUGUCCCUCCCCUACCAUAAAAAAAUCUGAGUUGGAAGCAAAGAGGCUAAGAAUCUGCUUCCUAGAGGAGGGAUUCAACUGCCUCCAGCAUCAAGUAUGUUUAGGAUGGGGUUCCCCAAUGCAAUCAGUUCGGAAGCCUGUUUGUACCUGCUUCACAUUUGCAGAUUGUUUAGGCAGCAUUGCUAGGAGUCUGUGAGAAAUCAAGACAGCGCCCACCUGACCAAGAUCAUCAACUAUCUUCAAAUUACAGACCUGGACAGGAUCCAAGGCUGACAGUAAUCUCUUAUAGAAAAGAACAAAGACGGGCAUGGAAAUAGCCUCUGCCCAAGAUAUGUACCUGUAGUUCCUAACACUGAAGUCACGUGAAACUUACCCCAUUAAACAGAUUGCAUGGAUAAUCUUCCAUGACUCCUUACACCCCCUCUCCCUGUCUUCCUUCUUUAUCCUGCUCUCCUGUCACAGGAGGAUUGCUGGUAUAAGCAUAGUUAACACACUUAUAGCACUCAAAAAAAUGCCCUGUUUCCAACAUUUUCCUAUCCCACAACAUUUGAAGCAAGCAAGUGAGGAGCCGAGGGGACUUUUCCUUCUGGAGAAAGGAUCUGAGGCAGAGAUGCUACCCUCAGUAUCAUUUUGUGUAGGCUUUAUACUUGGGGAAAAAAAACUAACUUCCAUCACAAAGAGGCAGGCUCCCUAUGGGUACAGUACCUAUUCUUCCUCUCCAUAUGGCCCCUUGAGUGAAUAGACCUUCAAUAGCAAGGAGGAUGGAGUACAAAGGAGUGAGGAUGGGUCCUACUAAGGAGAGCCAUUCUAGUGAGGAAUCUGGAGAUUGUGAAUCUGUCCUGGAUAUCGUGGGAGAAGACUUCAUCAUGAAAGAACCUCAGCAUAAUGAGCAGAAAUUACGGCUGUAUAGGACACUCAGCAUAGCUGACUUGAUCGCUGCUCUAUACCUCCUGACCCAAACCAGGACCUGCCCAGCCUGGGAAGUUUUCCUCUAUGGAAAUCAAAUUGUAAGCUGUUUAAGAUCCCAUUCCACAACAACCAAAUCAGGCUUGAGGAGCAAGCCAAGGGUAAGCCUAAGCUGGGCAGAGUGCCGGGGCUCGGGACUGGCCACCACUGCUCAGCGCAUGACCCAGUUAUUUAAGACCCCUUGGCAAGGAACCUCGUACCCAGCACCUAAACUAAAAUGGCCUCCGUGGCAAUCAUAAUGUUUUUCAAUGGCUGUGUAGGCCUCCCUUGAGUAUACAUCCUUUUUCUACUUUCCAUUCCUUCCCACCAGGCUUGGCCUUGACAUAUUUCCCCAGGGCAUGGGGGCACACCAAGAGAGGAUGCUUAGAUAAGUUCCUGCAUCUACAUCUUCUUUUGGCCAAGCUCCCUCAUCCCCCACCCCACUCCCCUAGGCUGUUCAUAGAGAUCCAGGAUCAGGGAUUAUCAUCUCUUCCCACCCACUUCUCAUCCACCCAAACCCCUGGCCUCAUCAGAUGCAAAUAACUUGUGAAAACAGUAAGAUAACUUGUGAAAUCAGUUCACCAUUGGUUGAAAUAUUCCCCUAAGCUAUGGAAGCAAAACGGAUCAGCCUCAAGGGGAGCCCAAUUACCUGGGCUCAUGUUCCAAGCCUAUUCUCUAUCCCCACACUAAUGCUAUCCCCAAGACAUUUGUAAUAUCUGUUUCUGCAUGACCCAGAGCUUCCCUUUCCUCAACUCAAUGAGGCCUGGAUUAGCUCUACAAAAGGUUUUACUAGUAUAUUCUAUGGGUCCUUCUGUGGGAUGGUCCUAACAUAGAAAUCCAACUUCUCUCUCUAUCCCUCCUUCCCUUCUUUGUAUGUGUAUAUCUCUAAAGGAUUUUUAAAGACAGCAACAAGAGAGUUCUAGCAAUUCUAGCGUGAAGCCAAAUAGUGAACUUUUAGUGCUUUGGAGAUGGAGUGGGCUGGGGUGGAUGGAUGGGCAACAGUGAUUUUGAUUACCCCUGCUGCUCUGCAUUUGCCAGUUUAUUUCAUUUCUUCUAUCUGACUGUUUGACCCUGUCAAACAAGUGUCAAAAUUGUGUGUUUUAAAAAACAAUGUUUAACAAAAAAUAUGAUGUUGUAAUGACACAAAGCCUUAUGAAAAUAUUUAUGGAGUUCAAUAAAAGAAGUAAAAAGACACCUC